AUGGCCAUGGUCCUGGACGCCCAGCUGCAGCAGGCAGGCCUCUUCAAGAAAGUGGCGGAGUCCAUGAAGGACCUCUGCAAGGAGGUGAACUUUGACUGUUCCGAGAGGGGCAUGCAAGUACAGAGCAUGGACAGCUCUCACGUGGCGCUGGUGUCGCUGAUGCUGCGUGAAUCGGCCUUCGCUGAGUUCAAGUGUGAGCGGCCCGUGUCGUUGGGCAUGAACGUGGAUUCGCUCACGAAGAUCUUGAAGAUGACAGGUCCGAGCGACACGCUGAAGAUCCGGCACAGGGGCGACACGGAUGUGGUGAACUUCCAGUGCGAGGGCUCCGACGACCGCAUCUCGGAGUUUGACUUGAAGCUCUUUCAAAUCGAGAACGAGCACAUGGAAAUCCCCGAGCAGCACUACAAGGUGGUUGCCAAGCUCCCGUCGAGUGAGUUCCAGAAGAUCUGCCGCGACCUGAAGGAGUUUGGUGAGACUCUGCAUUUGACCGGAGACAAGGAUGGCUUGAAGUUCGUGGUGUCCGGCGACAUCGGCAGCGGCAACGUCCUGCUGAAGCCGCGCGAGACCGAGAAGCCAGAGGAGAAGGUGUCUCUCACGGUGCACGAGCCCGUUACCGCUGCUUUCGCUUUGCGUUACUUGGUGAACUUCUCGAAGGCUUCGCCCCUGUGCGGUUCCGUCACCCUGGGCUUUGCUCCGGAUGCGCCGCUGCUGGUGCAGUAUGAUCUCGAGACGGAAGAGAAGGGCCACAUGAAGUUCUACCUCGUUCUCACAGAUCUUACUUUGAAGAACAGAGCAUUUCAGACUGGUUCCUUUCGCUCGAGAUCAUCCUCUCGCAUCGACAGCCUCGAGCACAGCCUUUGCCUUCGCCUCCCUGUCCUUUGCGCCUUGCCCAGCAUGGCCAUGGUCCUGGACGCCCAGCUGCAGCAGGCAGGCCUCUUCAAGAAAGUGGCGGAGUCCAUGAAGGACCUCUGCAAGGAGGUGAACUUUGACUGUUCCGAGAGGGGCAUGCAAGUACAGAGCAUGGACAGCUCUCACGUGGCGCUGGUGUCGCUGAUGCUGCGUGAAUCGGCCUUCGCUGAGUUCAAGUGUGAGCGGCCCGUGUCGUUGGGCAUGAACGUGGAUUCGCUCACGAAGAUCUUGAAGAUGACAGGUCCGAGCGACACGCUGAAGAUCCGGCACAGGGGCGACACGGAUGUGGUGAACUUCCAGUGCGAGGGCUCCGACGACCGCAUCUCGGAGUUUGACUUGAAGCUCUUUCAAAUCGAGAACGAGCACAUGGAAAUCCCCGAGCAGCACUACAAGGUGGUUGCCAAGCUCCCGUCGAGUGAGUUCCAGAAGAUCUGCCGCGACCUGAAGGAGUUUGGUGAGACUCUGCAUUUGACCGGAGACAAGGAUGGCUUGAAGUUCGUGGUGUCCGGCGACAUCGGCAGCGGCAACGUCCUGCUGAAGCCGCGCGAGACCGAGAAGCCAGAGGAGAAGGUGUCUCUCACGGUGCACGAGCCCGUUACCGCUGCUUUCGCUUUGCGUUACUUGGUGAACUUCUCGAAGGCUUCGCCCCUGUGCGGUUCCGUCACCCUGGGCUUUGCUCCGGAUGCGCCGCUGCUGGUGCAGUAUGAUCUCGAGACGGAAGAGAAGGGCCACAUGAAGUUCUACCUCGCACCGAAGAUCGAUGAGUGA
Molecule: messenger RNA, 1677 nt
Organism: Symbiodinium sp. CCMP2592
Lineage: Eukaryota; Dinophyceae; Suessiales; Symbiodiniaceae
Source: the annotation of a GenBank genome assembly